This is a messenger RNA of Drosophila miranda, 3059 nucleotides long. RefSeq lists its product as uncharacterized. The transcript is spliced from 3 exons. Bases 16 to 2100 code for a protein of 694 amino acids. NCBI's taxonomy places the organism in Eukaryota, Metazoa, Arthropoda, Insecta, Diptera, Drosophilidae. The record is from RefSeq and is a predicted model, not a curated record.
AGCAACAGCAGCAGCAUGCAACACACUAAUCCAAAAGAGCAGCAGCUGCAGCUGCGGCACAAACAACAGCGCUGCAGACAACAUCCGCGGCAAGGUGGCAAAGAAAUCGGUGCUAAGAAGAUUUGGCUGCCGCUUAUCAUUUUCCUUUCACUGCAGGUUGCUCUGGUCUUGGCGGACGACGUUGAGGUGGUGAAGGCCAUUGCUGGCGGACCCGACGACGACCUGGCCCUCGCCCUAUCCGAGCACGAGAACGAGCUCGACCAGAUGGCCCAGGAGUCGGAGCAGGAGCAGCAGCAGCAGCAGCAGCAGGCUCAGCAGCAGAUCCAAAUGCAGGUCCAGCAGCAGCAGCAGCAGCACCAACAGCAGCAGCAGCAGCAGCCACCUCCACAGUCGGUGCUGGUGCCCAAGGUGCAGGUGCACUACCAGCACAACAUGCCCCCGUCCCCGCCCCAGUUGGGUCUCACACUGCGCAGCAACCACCAGAACAUUCCUCUAAGUUUUGGCCAACCCUUUGGACCUCCGCCGCCGCCUGGAGCCCAGUUCUACAAGGGACCACCCCCACCGCCCCAGCGCCAGUCCCAACAGCAGCAGCAGCAGCAACAGCAACAGCAACAGCAACAGCAGAUGCCCCAGCAGGUACAGGUGCAGCAGGUGCAGGUGCCCGACCUGAGUGUGGGUGCCUCCAGCAACAACGAAAUCUGGGCCUCGCCCGUGCAGGAUAUGCCCAAGAUCGUGUCGCUGGACGUGAAGUGCGAGAAGAACGGCAUGAAGGUGUUUGUCCAGUUCGACAAGCCCUUCAACGGGAUCGUGUUCUCCAAGGGCCACUACAGCAAUAUGAACUGCGUGCAUCUGCCGUCCGGAUUGGGCCGGACCUCUGCCAGCUUUGACAUCGGGCUGCAUGAGUGCGGCACCGCCGGGAACACGGACAACUACAGCCAGGGCUACGGACACGACCAGAGUGUUUCUGGGGCGGGGACGGGGGCCGGCACUUACUUCGAGAAUAUCAUUGUAAUCCAGUACGAUCCGCAAGUGCAGGAGGUGUGGGACCAGGCCCGGAAGCUGCGCUGCACGUGGCACGAUCAGUACGAGAAGAGCGUCACUUUCCGGCCCUUCCCCGUCGACAUGCUGGACGUGGUCCGAGCGGACUUUGCGGGCGACAACGUCGGCUGCUGGAUGCAGAUCCAGGUGGGCAAGGGCCCCUGGGCCUCCGAGGUGUCCGGGCUGGUAAAGAUAGGGCAGACCAUGACCAUGGUGCUGGCUAUCAAGGACGAUGACUCCAAGUUUGACAUGCUGGUGCGCAACUGUGUCGCCCACGACGGCAAGAGGGCUCCCAUCCAGCUGGUAGAUCAACGGGGCUGCGUGACCAGGCCCAAGCUCAUGUCCCGCUUCACCAAGAUCAAGAACUUCGGGGCCUCUGCCUCGGUGCUGUCUUACGCCCACUUCCAGGCCUUCAAGUUCCCCGACUCCAUGGAGGUGCACUUCCAGUGCACAAUUCAGAUCUGCCGCUACCACUGCCCCGAGCAGUGCUCCUCCGAGACGAACCUCCAGGAUGUCCAUCACCUACAGGUGGGCCCGGAGUCCCAGUAUGGACCACCACCCCCGCAGCUGCAUGUGGAUGCCUACCACGUGGCGAGUGCCAUUGGCAAGAGGCGCGAUGAGCGCAGGGUUCAGCGUCGGGCCCGAGCCGUGGCCGAGCCCCAGGUGGGUCUGAACCGCAUCAUCAAGGUGGUUUCCUCCGGGGAUCUGACCUUUGCCAUUGACGAACAGGGCGGCAACGCCACCAACGCUUCCGGAUCUGGUUCGACUGCGCAGACAAUGGUAUUCCCCGUGCGAGAGGAGGGCCUGAUCUGCAUGACCACGCCGGGCUUCGCCAUCACGCUGAUCGUGCUGCUAGGCAUCCUGGUCACCUCCUGUCUCACGUCUGCCAUCCUGUACGUCCGCCUGCGCCCCUUCUCCUCAUUUACCGCCAAGGAGCGGGCCGUUGCCUUCACGAAUCCCCAACUGGCUGCGGCCGCCGUAGCCGGCGCGCUGCCCGUCCUCCAGCUGGCGUCGCCGGCGGAUGUUCAAGGCACUCUCUCCAAGAAGCGGGCGCUGUCAUGAGCUAACCCCAACUGUUGCUAGUUCCGGUUACGGUUCCGGAAACGCAUGCUGGAACGGGCACUCGCUUCGAUUCUUGUGCCAGCCAUUGGGAAACUGGUUCCGUUAUGGGUUCCGCUACUGGCUGCGGUACUAGUUCCGAUUGUGCUUCCAGUUCCAGUUCCGGGCCUGGGUACAGUUGCGUCUGCGUCUGCGGCUCUUAAAUUUGUAGCGUACGCUUCGUUAGAUUAAUUUUUGAUACAAAUUAUAUAAACAUUAAAUCAAGCCAAGUUUACUGGGUCCCCCCCCCCCCACGCUUCACCCAUCCCUGCCCAUGCACCUGCACACUAUUUGCAACCGACCGAUGAGAGUUGUCAAACGAUUCCCUCCAUUUUCCCUGUUGGUGGCAGUCGAUAAUCGAUUUAUUUUUGUUUUAGUUUAAGCCUAGGUUCUACUUCUUUGAGACGGUGCUAUGCCAUGCCACGCCCCCGUCCAAGCCCACAGUUGUAGCUUUCUCUCACAUUUGAUUCGACCUUUGAUUACUUAGAGUAUUUCCGGUAAGACUCUCUUAAGACUUUGUAGACUCACACACAAACACACAGACACGCACAUACAUGCAUACACAUACACGUACACUUGAAUUAGUCACUAAAUAUUUUAAGCGCUUUAAGCCUUAGUCUAAGCCGAACAUUUUGCUCCCCACUGUCGCCCAUUCCCGAUGAUUUCCGAACGAUGAUUUGAAUCUACACAUUGUACUACUUACCCGUACAACAGACACAUAUUGUAGUACUCGUACACCCUGUAGUCCACUUAUUUAUUUAUACACAUAAUGAUUUAAUUAUUCAUACAACACACAUAUACAUAUACACAUACAUAUACGAGUAUAUAUGCAACCAUAUAUAUGCAACCCUAUAUAUAUCUUUGAUUUUUUUUGCGUAAUUUUGUAAGCGGCGCCAAGAGAGUGAGAAGAGAAAAAGUGUUCA